UUCCUCCCCCUCCCCGCCGAUUUUUUGAGGGGACCCGAAAAACGGAGUCCCUUUCCUUAGGCAACUUCCUCGGGCGCUGUGAGCACGGCCCUCCCCCUCACCGCCCCCACCCCCAACGCCUCGCAUCCCUUGGCCCGCUUCUCCACCUCGGGGCCACCGCCAGAAAAAUGCAUUCGAGAUCAUUCAGAGUGCACAGAAACAAAAAUAGAUUUUUAAUUGUUAGGUUAGGGGAAACUGAGAUGAGAAAUAAGAAUUUGGGGUGGGGGGGCGCGGCCGGGGCGAGUGCGUCCAGUUCUCCUUUUGGUUUUCCUAGAGCGUUGUUUGUGAUGUCUUUAUUGGUUUAGGGAGUCCGAGAGGCUCUAUGCUGGCUAUCUCGGUCGCGUGGAUUUUUGCGCAAGUUUUUAGAAAAACACUGACUCGAGUAGAGAGCAUUUCUCCGGAAAGUUUCAAGUGCAGCAAAAUAGCGAACGUGCAAAACUGGCCAAGGGGAGACCUCUAGUGGUUGAACGCGUCUUUUAAGUUCGGAAGGCCGAGAGCAAAGUUUGGCCUUUACUCGUAGCUACGUAGUCCGUUCAGACGUGGAAGUAAUUAGAGGACCUGAGCGAGCAGCCAGAUGUUGUGUGAAAGGAUGCUGAUCAGAAAUUGAAAGUUUAGUAAAUCGAAGCAAUGAAUUCUGAGGACUCAGACCCUGUAACUUCCAUCCGACAUGAGUUAUAUGGGAAAGACACUUUGCUUUUAUUCAGAGAUUUGAGAUUGAUCGCUCCCUGAAUUGGAAACAAUUGUUUGCUUUUGCAUUUAUCGGUGUCUGUACCUCUGAUCAAUUUUUAAUUAACGAGUCUCAGCUGAUGACUUUAUUUUGAAUGUUAAGAAAACUGCUAAGUUGAAAUGUGUUUAAAACUUUGAAGAAAUGGAAAAGACCUUUAGUUGAGAUUUGUCUUUUAUAUGAGCUGUUCAUUUUACUGUCUGAUAAGUGUAAGGCAAUUUUAUAUAGUUUCUUAGCUGUAUAGUUAUGUAUAGUCCGAGUAAGUAGUCCCUUUUGGUUCUAAGACUGUAAUUUUGUUUCACUGAGUACGAAAUUAUUUCUGAAUACUUGUAUAAUUUGUGAUUUAAAGUCCUUAAAUACAUGGGCAAAAAUUUUAUGUAAUAUCUAUUCUUUUUCCAGUGUGUUUUCUGUAAAAUAUCUUUAAUUUUAAAGAUAAAAGCAGUGAGGGAAAUUAAAGUUGACUCAAAUGAUCCUUGUAACUUUCACCUGCCUGUCAUAUACAACAGGAGAGACGUUAUUGGGUGAAUUUAGGACAUGGGAAUGAUACGAAUGAUUAAAAUCCAUUUCAACUCAUCUAGAACCAGCUUAUUUUAUUUUAAUUUACCGAGUGGCAUGGUGUAAAAUUAUGCCUAAGUGAUUCAGAAUAACCCUUAGGAGAAAUCUUGAGAGUGGACAGCAAUUGUGAAGAUCGCCAGAGAGUUCUGUGUUUCAUCACCGCCGAAAGGUUAAAAAAUAAAUCAUGACUGAAUCUGCCUCUAGCACAAGUGGUCAAGAGUUUGAUGUGUUCAGUGUUAUGGACUGGAAAGAUGGAGUGGGCACGUUACCAGGAAGUGACUUAAAGUUUCGGGUAAAUGAGUUUGGAGCCCUGGAAGUUAUUACAGAUGAGAAUGAGAUGGAAAAUGUUAAAAAAGCAACUGCUACCACCACUUGGAUGGUACCAACUGCUCAAGAAGCCUACACAGGUGAUUUAGCCAAAAGCCUGCCACUUUUUUUCUCAUCUACUCCGAUGGUUGUAACUAACACCUAUAUGCUGAUGACUCCUAAAUCUACAUCUCCAGCCCCGACCUCUCCCCCGAGCUCCAGGCCCGUAUUUCCACCUGCCUACUGGACAUCUCCACCUGGAUGUCCCACAGUCUUUUCAGAGAAGACUGGGAUGCCUUUCAGGUUGAAGGAUCCAGUGAAAGUAGAAGGGCUUCAGUUCUGUGAGAACUGUUGUCAGUAUGGCAACGUAGAUGAGUGUCUUUCUGGAGGAAACUAUUGCAGCCAGAAUUGUGCUCGGCACAUCAAAGAUAAAGAUCAGAAGGAAGAAAGGGACGUAGAAGAAGACAAUGAGGAAGAAGAUCCUAAGUGUAGUCGGAAGAAAAAACCAAAAUUAUCUCUGAAAGCUGACACCAAGGAGGAUGGAGAAGAGAGAGAUGAUGAAAUGGAGAACAAACAAGAUGUAAGAAUCCUGAGGGGUUCGCAGAGAGCACGGAGGAAAAGACGAGGGGAUUCGGCUGUACUAAAGCAGGGUUUGCCUCCUAAAGGAAAGAAAGCGUGGUGCUGGGCAUCCUACCUGGAAGAGGAGAAAGCGGUGGCAGUGCCGGCGAAGCUGUUCAAGGAGCAUCAAUCCUUUCCAUAUAACAAAAAUGGAUUCAAAGUUGGCAUGAAAUUAGAAGGCGUGGAUCCUGAGCAUCAGUCUGUGUACUGUGUCCUCACCGUCGCGGAGGUUUGUGGAUACCGGAUAAAGCUUCACUUUGAUGGGUAUUCUGAUUGCUAUGACUUCUGGGUGAAUGCAGACGCUCUGGAUAUCCACCCAGUUGGGUGGUGUGAGAAAACCGGCCACAAACUCCAUCCUCCAAAAGGGUAUAAAGAAGAAGAAUUCAAUUGGCAGACCUAUCUUAAGACAUGUAAAGCUCAAGCUGCUCCUAAGUCAUUAUUUGAAAAUCAGAAUAUAACAGUGAUCCCAUCGGGCUUUCGAGUUGGUAUGAAGCUUGAGGCAGUAGACAAAAAGAAUCCCUCAUUCAUCUGUGUUGCUACGGUAACAGAUAUGGUGGACAAUCGUUUCCUGGUACAUUUUGACAACUGGGAUGAGAGCUAUGACUAUUGGUGUGAAGCAUCAAGUCCACAUAUUCAUCCAGUUGGUUGGUGUAAGGAACAUAGAAGAACCCUUAUUACUCCACCAGGUUAUCCAAAUGUGAAACAUUUUUCUUGGGAUAAAUACUUAGAAGAAACCAAUUCUUUACCUGCUCCUGCAAGAGCUUUCAAAGUGAAACCUCCUCAUGGAUUCCAGAAAAAAAUGAAGCUUGAGGUUGUAGACAAAAGGAACCCUAUGUUUAUUAGAGUAGCAACUGUGGCAGACACAGAUGAUCACCGGGUAAAAGUUCACUUUGAUGGCUGGAACAAUUGCUAUGAUUACUGGAUAGAUGCAGAUUCUCCUGAUAUUCACCCUGUAGGCUGGUGUUCAAAAACAGGACAUCCCCUUCAGCCUCCUUUGAGCCCCUUAGAAUUAAUGGAAGCUUCAGAACAUGGUGGAUGCUCAACCCCGGGAUGUAAAGGGAUUGGCCAUUUCAAGAGAGCGAGACAUCUGGGCCCUCACAGUGCUGCCAACUGUCCCUAUUCAGAAAUCAAUUUGAAUAAAGACCGUAUUUUUCCAGACCGCUUAAGUGGUGAGAUGCCUCCGGCUAGUCCGUCAUUUCCAAGAAAUAAAAGGACAGAUGCAAAUGAAAGCUCUUCUUCCCCUGAAAUCAGAGACCAGCAUGCUGAUGAUGUCAAAGAAGACUUUGAAGAGAGAACAGAAAGUGAAAUGAGAACAUCACAUGAAGCCAGAGGUGCCCGGGAAGAACCCACCGUCCAGCAGGCACAGCGUCGGUCAGCUGUCUUUCUGUCCUUUAAGUCCCCAAUUCCAUGUCUGCCCUUGCGCUGGGAGCAGCAAAGCAAACUUCUUCCAACUGUCGCAGGAAUCCCUGCCAGUAAAGUUUCCAAAUGGAGCACAGACGAGGUGUCAGAAUUUAUACAGAGCUUACCUGGGUGUGAAGAACAUGGAAAGGUAUUUAAAGAUGAACAAAUUGAUGGAGAAGCAUUUCUACUUAUGACUCAAACAGACAUUGUUAAAAUUAUGAGCAUUAAACUGGGCCCUGCUCUCAAAAUUUUCAAUUCCAUCCUGAUGUUCAAAGCUGCAGAGAAGAAUUCUCACAAUGAACUUUGAAGAUGGUGAAUUCUGAAUACCAUCAGCAUUCUGCUUUAAAGCUCAUGUUUUAUUCAAAGCACAAGGACGGUUAUAACUCCUAAGUGAGAAGUCUCCAAAACUCAAAAGAGCAACACUAUCGGAUUAUUUAUAUUACUCAAGAGACAAUAUAUAUGAAUUCUUAUGAAAGUGCUUGAGCUUUUAACCAGGUACUGUCUAACAACAGUCAUCUUUUGGUUCUGUUCACUGAGCUAAAUUUAUCUUUGUAAAUCUUUUUGAGUCUGGGGGGUGGGGGGAAGGGGGGCUUCAUUAAUUAUUUAUGGUAAUGGGGGGCAGAGUAAGAACUUUUGGCAUUUUGUAAACAUUGUUGAAUUCUCUUUCAUGUACACUGUUUCUUUUUCAAUACUUUCAGAAACCUUUUUAUAUAAUCAAAUUUCAAUUUAAACCAAAUUAGUCGAAACCUGGCUAAGUUUAGCCAGUAGGACUGUUAUCUGUAUUGUUAAUUUUGUGCCAUAUUUUGAAUUGCAACAUUAUGCUAAGUAUAACUUUGCAAGUCAUGAUAUUGCCUAACUGCUUGUCAUAAUUGUCAGGGCUGAAUAGUUGUAAGAAUGACUUUUCUUUGAAUCAGUAUUUUUCCUUUUGCACGCAUUAUGAAAUGUUAAACAAAUUACUUUUCACCAGCAUCUUUACUAUAAUUACCAAAAACAUGUAUAUAAAAGAAUGAAAUUGAAAAAUAAAAUAUAUAAACAUAAAUAAAUUAGGUAGUGUAUUUUGAGUGGCAUCAGUCUCACUCAUCUUGGUGCCCCGGUGUUUACAAGAGCCAGAUGGUGUCAGAGGAGUACGCAGUUGUAUGCAGUUAUGGUUGGGGGGAAUGUUUGUGAGGGUCUUGAACUAUUUAUGAGAUGAUCUUGAGCUUCUAAUUUUCAUUGAUGAAAUUGUGGUGGUUUACAGAGACUAAGAGCUCAUUCUGUCAACAGAAACACUAAUCUGUACAGAGCGCUGUCUCAGGUCAUGCAUUGUCCUCCAAACCCAAAGGUUUUUUUCAGGGUUGGCUAGAGAGCGAGUAUUGUGAUUUUGCUGAAAAGACAAGGUGUGAAGGAGCAACUUCAGUUGACACAAAAUUUGAAAUGCUCACAGAUCAGGGAGGUGAUUUCCCAAAGUAAUUGCCCAAGAACCUCCGUUUUGGAAGGAUUCCUUUUUCUGUAGAAUACUUUGCCUCGAUAUAUAAGCAUACAGAUGCACUUUAAAUGAAAACCCUUGAUUAUAAAUUGAUAGCUGGUAGUGUUUCUUUUGCAAGAAUGCAUUUCUAAGGCAAAAGGUAAAUUAUUUUGUCCGUCUUUUGAUGUACUUUCUGAUUCCAGGAUUGGAUAUUUAUUCAAGGACUAUUUUAAAAAUAGAAAGUAAGUUUGUAGCAUGCUGUCUGAAUUCUGGGGUAAGUUCCACCUCUUCUUUAGUUGCUUUCGUUUUUUAUGAUGUAGGACUUCCUUUGAUAUCCCUGUUGGAAGUCCAUUAGCAGUCCUUUGCAUUUGCCAAUUCAAGGUAAAACAGGGUCAGUGACAUCUGCAGUGUCCCAGUCAUUUAUUUGCAUGAAUCUGCUUAAAUAAGUUUUUUGUUGCUGUUUUUUCUUUUUUAUGUUUUGUUCAGAAUUUGUACAUUCAAGUUGUACUUGUUAUAUCUGACAUGAAUGAAAUAAAAUCUUAAUUACA
Molecule: messenger RNA, 5635 nt
Organism: Homo sapiens (human)
Lineage: Eukaryota; Metazoa; Chordata; Mammalia; Primates; Hominidae
Gene: L3MBTL3
Product: L3MBTL histone methyl-lysine binding protein 3
Exons: 23
Coding region: 1503-3950 (815 amino acids)
Biological process (GO): regulation of ubiquitin-dependent protein catabolic process; regulation of DNA-templated transcription
Cellular component (GO): nucleus
Molecular function (GO): zinc ion binding
Source: RefSeq, a predicted model, not a curated record